Parasteatoda tepidariorum (common house spider) is the source of this 3010-nucleotide messenger RNA. NCBI's taxonomy places the organism in Eukaryota, Metazoa, Arthropoda, Arachnida, Araneae, Theridiidae. The record is from RefSeq and is a predicted model, not a curated record.
AUGGAUUGUAGUUUAUCUCUUAAAACGAAGUGCCUUUAUCAAUUUGACAGCAAAAUCAGCAAAGAAGGAACUUUUUCUUCUCCCAAUUAUCCCAAAAAAUAUUCCGGAAAUAUGGAUUGCUACUACAACUUCAUGGGUCAUGAUUUUGAAACGCUUAAAAUCAUAUUUCACAUUUUUGACCUUGAACCUCCAUACUCCAAAGGGUGUCUUACCGAUUACGUAGAUGUUUCUACAAUAACAGCAUCGGAUGUAAAAGAACUGGUAGGACGAUACUGUGGCAAAAGAAUAGAUAGCCCUCUUUUAUCCAUGCAUCCAAAAGCAGAAAUCAUCUUCCGAUCCAAUCACAUUGUUCACCAUAAAGGUUUUUAUGGCACGUAUGAAUUCAGGGAAGAAAAAUACAUACCACCUCCAGAAAGCACUCCAUCUAUAAAAGGUUGCGGUGGAACAGAAACUGGAGUUGGGGGUACUAUAGUUUCUCCUGGCUAUCCGCAUUCUUUUCCUAAAGACGUAGACUGCGUUUGGUUGAUUCGAGUAGAUUAUAAUAAGCACAUAUAUAUCCGUAUAUUGGAACUUCAGUUAUAUGGAAGUAUAGCUAACUGUGCUGAUGCUGAGCUUUCUAUCUAUGAUGGAUAUUCUAGUUUUACUGUUAAUCCCGAAAUAAUGAAGAAAUUUUGUGGAGAUCUAAAAUAUUACAAAAAUGUUGAAGAGCGAACUCAAAUGUCCAAGCGUAAUAGACUUUUAAUAAGAUUUAAAACAAAAGUAUCAUCUGAUCAAAAAGGAAACUUUGAAAAAGUCAUGGGGUUUAAAUUAAUUUGGACGGCUGUUAGCUUUGAAUUUCUUGAGAAAUGUGAGCAGCACAUCUGCCGAGAUAGCCAUUAUUGCUUAAAUUCAGCAACUACAAUUUGUAAUGUGAUGCCUCAGUAUUGUAUCGAUCAGUCCCUAGUGUGUGACGGUCUACCAAAUUGCAGUGAAGACGACUAUAGUGAUGAAGAAAGAUGCCAUCUACACUUAGUUGCAGGUUGUGGUGGAAUCAUAGCUUUUUUAUUAGCCAUUGCAUGUACAUUUUACUAUAUAUAUCGUAAAAGAAGACAGCGUAAUGAAAGAGAAGCUUUAGCAAUGCAACUUCGUCAACUGGAACACAGUCCAAACACUUUAGUAAGAAGUUCGCAAUACGUAUCCCAAUCCAGCGACUGCAGUAUUCAUGGUCAUCUGGCUGAGUUGUCUGAUGAUUCAUACAAUAUAUGUUACAAGGGAUAUCCAACUGUUGUUUAGAAAAUCAUAAAUAUUUGUCAAAGGGACCAAGAAAGAUAUAGAAAAAGAAAAUAUCAUGCCAACCAUUUCUAAAACCAAGCUUUUUAAUCUGAAUUUUCUGAAAAACUUUUUUUCACAAAAUGGUUGAUUGUUCCAAAUAUUUUAUACUACUCUAUAGGUCAGAAUAUCUUAUUAUAGAGGCAUUUGGAAAUUUUCCAAAUAGAAAUAUUUUAUACGACAUACAAUUAUUUUCAACAAUAUAAAAGCGCACUGCCAGUCUCUCCUUUGAUGAAUAAGAGAUUAUUUGAUAAUUACUUAACCCUCUUUAGAAGAAUUUUUAAUUCAUGGUCAACAUCACAAAUACUAGUACUGAGAUAAUAUAUUUAUACUUAGUCCAUUAAUGCCAAAACCACAUCUUACCAAUGAUAUUUUACUUGCUUAAUCUAACAGUAUAUGCUAUUGGGUUAUCUAGGAAAAUGGCUAAAAUAUCGGGCAAAACGAUUUUUUGUUUAAUCCCUUAAUAGGUAAAGCUAUUCCAGUGUUGGAAAAAAUAAGCAUAUUUUGUAAAUUUCUUUCAGCAAGACAGUAAAAUAAAUCUUAAUUCUAAAACAAAUUUCUUUGUAAUCUAUAAAAAUCAAUUUUUCUAAAGCAAUAUAAAAUAAAAUAGCAAUCGUACAGUAUUUCUACAAUAUAUGACCUUUCUUUAUGAAGAGCAAGCGACAGAACUAAUAGUACAUGCAAAUUUUUCAGUUUUGAAAUUUUGGCACUUGUGAUGAAAAAUAAAAUUUAUUUUGAUUUCAUAUACAAAUAGCUACAGAAGACACUAUAAGAUUUCUUAUUAUACCAAAUUUUGCUGAAAUGGUGAUUUUUUAAGAAAAAAAAUCAAAAUCUCCCGAACUUGAAAAAUGUUGCCUCGAAAAAUUUUUUCUUUUCACUGUAAAUUGUGAGGCGCUGUGCAAAAAUUUCAAAUUCUAGUUAAAAAUUUUUUUCUGUUGGGAAAAUCAAUUUAAGGUAAAAAGCAUCUUUUUAAAUAAAAAAAUUAUUUCUCCAUAGUUAUAGAGGGCUUUUACCUAGAAAAUAAAGAACGCAAAUAGUAACAAAAAAUAUUUUAUGAAAUUCCAAAAAAAAUUACGUGUUGAGCCUAUAUAGAGAAUUAACUAAUUAAGCUAACUUACAAGAAAAUUACUAUUGCACCUGAUUCAAAAAUAAAUUGAUACUGCCAUUUUUAAACAAAAAAUAAUUUUUUAAAGCAUUGACAUUGAAAUGUAAUUUCUAUGAAAUUAUUGUGCAUUUUUAGUAUCGUCCUUAAAAAGAGACGCUUUGCAUUUAAUGGAUUAACAUAGUGUUUCUCAGCACACACGGCAUAUAAAUGCUUGUUAAAAAGUCACCUGAUGUUGGGAAUAAGCACUGAUAUCUAUUUGGUUUUUAUAAUAUACGCCUCAUUACGAUUUUAAAGACAAGAGAGUUAAAUAAAUUGAAAACUGCCCUGCUUGUUACUGUUUACUAAAUACUAGGAUGAUGAAAGAAAGUAAAUUUAAAAAAUAUUUCAUAAUUUUUAUAGCAGCACUUUUCUUUUUGACUUUUAGCAUUAACACAAUUUUUAAUGAUGCACUUUUUUAGUAUCUAUAUUUAUUCAUCAUAGAUUCAUUAAAUUAAAAAAAAACAUUCAAGGAAAGCCCGCCUUUUUCGAGCACAUUAGAUGCUUAAGUAUAUAUUUUUAACACAGAUAAUUUUUUGUUGCUAUUGAUGCACUUGUUAU